Marmota flaviventris (yellow-bellied marmot) is the source of this 1389-nucleotide messenger RNA. RefSeq names its product 5-hydroxytryptamine receptor 2C (gene Htr2c). NCBI's taxonomy places the organism in Eukaryota, Metazoa, Chordata, Mammalia, Rodentia, Sciuridae. Gene Ontology annotation, molecular function: G protein-coupled serotonin receptor activity; neurotransmitter receptor activity. Gene Ontology annotation, biological process: locomotory behavior; chemical synaptic transmission; serotonin receptor signaling pathway. The record is from RefSeq and is a predicted model, not a curated record. Gene Ontology annotation, cellular component: dendrite; plasma membrane.
AUGGUGAACCUAAGGAACGCGGUGCGCUCGUUCCUUGUGCACCUAGUUGGCCUUCUGGUUUGGCAAUUUGAUAUUUCUGUAAGUCCAGUGGCAGCCAUAGUAACUGACAUUUUCAAUACCUCCGAUGGUGGACGCUUUAAAUUCCCAGACGGGGUACAAAACUGGCCAGCAAUUUCAAUCGUGGUGAUAAUAAUCAUGACAAUAGGUGGCAACAUUCUCGUGAUCAUGGCAGUUAGCAUGGAAAAGAAACUGCACAAUGCCACCAAUUACUUCUUAAUGUCCCUAGCCAUUGCUGAUAUGCUAGUGGGACUACUUGUCAUGCCACUGUCUCUGCUUGCAAUCCUCUAUGAUUAUGUCUGGCCACUACCUAGGUAUUUGUGCCCCGUCUGGAUUUCUUUAGAUGUUUUAUUUUCUACUGCGUCCAUCAUGCACCUCUGCGCUAUAUCGCUGGAUCGGUAUGUAGCAAUACGUAAUCCUAUUGAGCAUAGCCGUUUCAAUUCGCGGACUAAGGCCAUCAUGAAGAUUGCUAUUGUUUGGGCAAUUUCGAUAGGUGUCUCAGUUCCCAUCCCCGUGAUUGGACUGAGGGAUGAAGACAAGGUGUUCGUCAACAACACGACGUGCGUGCUUAACGACCCAAACUUCGUUCUGAUCGGCUCCUUCGUGGCGUUCUUCAUCCCGCUGACGAUCAUGGUGAUCACCUAUUGCCUGACGAUCUACGUUCUGCGCAGACAAGCCCAGAUGCUGCUGCAAGGCCGCUCGGAGGAGGAGCUGCAGGGAAUCGGCUUGGAUUUUCUGAAGUGCUGCAAGAGGAACACCGCUGACGAAGAGCCCCCGGCGAACCCCAAUCCUGAUACGAAUGUUGUGCGCAAAAGAAAGAAGAAGGAAAAGCGCCCCAGGGGCACCAUGCAGGCGAUCAACAAUGAAAAGAAAGCGUCGAAAGUCCUUGGCAUUGUGUUCUUUGUGUUUCUGAUCAUGUGGUGCCCCUUUUUCAUUACCAAUAUUCUGUCGGUUCUUUGCGAGAAAGCCUGUAACCAAAAGCUCAUGGAAAAGCUUCUGAAUGUGUUUGUUUGGAUUGGCUAUGUAUGUUCAGGAAUUAAUCCUCUGGUGUACACUCUGUUCAACAAAGUUUACCGAAGGGCUUUCUCCAACUAUUUGCGCUGCAAUUAUAAGCCUGACAAAAAGCCUCCUAUCAGGCAGAUACCGAUAUCCAGAGUUGCUGCCACUGCUUUGUCUGGGAGGGAGCUUAACGUUAACAUUUAUCGCCAUACCAACGAACCUGCUGUUAGGAAGCCUAAAGCCAGCGAGCCAGGUAUAGAGAUGCAGGUUGAGAAUCUGGAGCUCCCAGAAAAUCCCUCCAAUGUGGUUAGCGAGAGGAUUAGUAGUGUGUAG